Molecule: messenger RNA, 3780 nt
Organism: Rhizopus microsporus ATCC 52813
Lineage: Eukaryota; Fungi; Mucoromycota; Mucoromycetes; Mucorales; Rhizopodaceae
Product: antiviral helicase
Exons: 13
Coding region: 1-3780 (1259 amino acids)
Biological process (GO): nuclear-transcribed mRNA catabolic process, 3'-5' exonucleolytic nonsense-mediated decay
Cellular component (GO): Ski complex
Molecular function (GO): ATP binding; RNA binding; RNA helicase activity
Source: RefSeq, a predicted model, not a curated record
AUGUCUAAUCAAUUAAACGACGAUAAACUCUUUGAGAUAUUCUCUAGGCUUAGAAGUGAUGAAAAGCAGCCUCUCAAACUCGACAAACCUACAAUUGAAGACAUAAAAAAAGAACUAGAAGAGACAUUUCUUACUCCCCAAAGAACAUUUCCAGCUUCAUGGCUCUCUAAAUGUCAAGAAUAUUGGGAAGAAACACCUGACUAUACUAACAAUGUAUACUCACAACUAGCCAAACCUCGCACAACUAUUCAUGUGGCGCGUCAGGGAUUUGAUGGUGAUAUCAUUGGAUACAGAGAAUCUAUUAUUGACGAUCCCAACCUCACUGCAAUCAACUCCACAAGCUUCUCGAGAUCUUUUGGUUCAACAAAAAACUUUGUCCGUGGCUCUGCAGCGCAAUUUCCUUUUGCACCUGGUGGCCUUGAAGCAGAAGUUAUUGAAGAAGAGGAUGAAGGUCAUGUCGAGGUUAAUGUGGACGUCGACCUCUUUGACCUGCGCGGUGCAGGUAAUAUCGCGCCAGGAUUAGACAGAGGGUUGUUGUUUGGAGACGAGGGAGAGCAGCAAGAGAAAGAGAUGGAAGCCAUUAGCAAAAAGAGCACUGUUUUCAGUAUCGAAAAUAUGAUGGACCCUCUCAGCAGUACAUUCGAUUUCUUGGACAUAAAGGUUAAACCAGUUGAUGGUCAUGUAGAAGAGCCAGUACCAACUACCAAAGUAGAGGAGGCUCCAGAUGUAACUGGACCUCAAGAAGUAGAUGAACUUUUCCCGACAUCUCUUCCACCACAAAAAGAGCUAGUUCUCAAAAAACUGACAACUGCAAGCGAGGCACUUAAACGCCGUGAGUGGGCUCACGAGAUUAAUGUCAAUGAGCCUUUUGAGAACUUUCAUGACCUUGUCCCUGAAAUGGCCAUGCAAUUUCCAUUCGAACUCGAUACGUUUCAAAAGCAAGCUGUAUACCAUUUGGAAAUGGGUGAUUCUGUGUUUAUUGCUGCGCACACGUCUGCUGGUAAAACAGUUGUGGCAGACUAUGCAAUUGCACUGGCAACAAAACAUAUGACCAAAGCCAUCUACACGUCUCCAAUUAAAGCGUUGAGUAACCAAAAGUUUAGAGACUUUAAGCAUACGUUUGGAGAUGAUGUCGGUAUUCUUACUGGUGAUGUUCAAAUCAAACCAGAGGCAAGUUGCUUGGUGAUGACAACUGAAAUUCUACGAAGCAUGCUGUAUCGAGGUGCAGAUUUGAUUCGUGACGUAGAGUUUGUUAUUUUUGAUGAAGUACAUUAUGUCAAUGACUUGGAGAGAGGUGUAGUCUGGGAAGAGGUUAUUAUCAUGCUUCCAGCACAUGUAAACAUCAUUUUACUAUCUGCGACAGUUCCAAACACAAGAGAAUUUGCUGGCUGGGUCGGACGCACUAAAAAGAAAGAUAUAUACGUAAUUAGUACAAUGAAGAGACCAGUUCCGUUGGAACAUUAUCUAUAUGCAAAUAGAGACAUAUACAAGAUCGUGGCUGCUAAUGAAAAUAAGAUAAGCACUAUAGGAUACAAGAAAGCGCAGGACGCAAUGACAAAACGUAAAGAGCAAAUCGAAAAGUCUAGCGGAAACAGCAAUACCAGAGGUGGGCGUGGCGGCAGAGGAGGCGCUGUGUCUCGAGGAGGAGGAAAACCUAUCGGUCGCAGCUAUCAUGCUGCUAUGCAGUCAGAUCGUAAUCUGUUUGUGCAUCUGAUCGGAAUGCUAAAGACCAAGAGUCUUUUACCUGUUGUCAUUUUUACAUUCUCUAAAAAGCGAUGCGAAGAAUAUGCAUCUGGUCUGUCCAAAACAGAUUUAUGUAGCAAUCUUGAAAAGAGCGAAAUCCACGUGUUUAUUGAACGUAGCUUGGUUAGACUUCGUGGGUCAGACAAGCAUCUUCCUCAGAUAUUGAGAAUGCGAGAACUUAUGAGCCGUGGUAUUGCCGUACAUCAUGGUGGACUUUUGCCCAUCAUGAAAGAAAUUGUUGAAAUUUUAUUUGCAAGAGGUUUAAUCAAAGUCUUGUUCGCCACCGAAACCUUUGCUAUGGGCGUCAACAUGCCUGCACGUUGUGUCGUCUUUUCAAGUAUUCGCAAGCAUGACGGGCGUAAUUUCCGUGAUCUAUUACCUGGUGAAUAUACACAGAUGUCUGGUCGAGCAGGUCGUCGUGGUCUUGAUAGCACUGGUGUUGUCAUUAUUGCAACUGGUGGUGACGAGCCGCCUGAAGCUUCUACUUUAUCUACAAUGAUUCUUGGCAAGCCAACCAAAUUAGAAUCUCAAUUUAGAUUAACUUACAACAUGAUACUUAAUCUGCUUCGUGUGGAGGCAUUGAAGGUAGAAGAGAUGAUCAAGCGCAGUUUCUCCGAAAACAGCACCCAAAAGCUGCUACCUGAUACUAAGAGACUCGUGGACGAAAAUGAACAAAAGAAGAGUGCACUUCGUCAACUGGAUUGUGCUAUCUGUGAACCUGAUAUUGAAAGAUUUUACGACGUUUGUGGUGAAGUGGUAUAUCUGAAUCGUACAAUGAUCACACAGUUCAUCACGGCAACACCUGUAGGGAACAGAGCAUUAUGUAUGGGACGUCUGGUUGUCAUUAAUACGAACGUAUAUCGAAAUGCGCCUGCACUCAUACUGAAACCAUUACCUUCAAGUGCCAAUAGCCAACAUCGCUCUUUCUACUGUCUUGUUCUAUUGGAUAAAAACCUCGACAUAAGUGAUACGCCCAAUCUUGAUGAAACACCACCUCUUCCAAUUACAGAAAUUUGUACACCAGAAGAAGGCAAUAGCGAAACUGAGAUUAUCACUGUUCCUGCGCCCGAUAUCUUGUUUAUCACUCGACUGUCCCUCAAGAUUGACGCUGAUGCUAUCAUGGCUGGUAAAGAUAACAAUCUAGACAUGGUCAAGGCAGUACAGGAACUCCAGUCGUUUGGUGCUGAUGCAAAGAAAGGCGGUAUAGUUGAAUAUGAUUGGGGUAAGAUCAAGGACGUCGAAUUCCAAGAAAUGCUACGCUCAAAGAACAGCUUAAUGAAGAAGCUUCGCAGUGAAUUCCAAUGCACCAAGUGCCCAGAACUCAAGGAACACUACUCGCUUAUCCAUGCGCACAAGAGGCUUUCCAGUCAAAUUGAAAUGCUAAAGAUGACCAUAUCAGACCAAAACUUGGAGCUUCUUCCAGAUUACCAUCAGCGUAUUGAAAUUUUACGUAGAUUGAAUUAUAUUGAUGAUCAGGGCACCGUUCAACUAAAGGGCCGCGUUGCUUGUGAAAUCAAUUCAGCUGAUGAACUUUUGUUAACGGAACUUGUGCUUGAUAAUGUCUUUGCAGACUUUGAGCCAGCAGAAGUAGUAGCCAUUCUAUCCUGCUUUGUGUUUCAAGAACGUAAUGCCAGUGAACCAAGAUUAACGCCAAAGCUAACCAAAGGCAAAGAGGUUGUGCUGACGUACGCUAGAAAGCUUGCAGAAUUGCAAGCAGAGUGUGGUUUGGCCAUCUCUGUGGAAGAUUAUGUUGCCAGUUUCCGAUUUGAAUUGGUUGAAGUUGUUUAUGAGUGGGCGCGUGGUUUGCCAUUCAAGCAUAUUACUGAUUUGACGGAUGUUCUUGAAGGCUCUAUUGUUCGCUGCAUCACACGAUUAGACGAAACUUGUCGCGAAGUCAUGGGAGCAGCACGCAUGGUAGGUGAUACCAGCCUAUACAAAAAGAUGGAACAGGCAGAACAAGACAUUAAACGAGACAUUGUAUUUGCAGCUAGUUUGGUAAGUUGCACAAGGACAAAGAAAAGGAUGCAAAAAGACUAA